Messenger RNA from Eurytemora carolleeae, 2302 nucleotides. RefSeq names its product zinc finger protein 3 homolog. NCBI's taxonomy places the organism in Eukaryota, Metazoa, Arthropoda, Copepoda, Calanoida, Temoridae. The transcript is spliced from 12 exons. The record is from RefSeq and is a predicted model, not a curated record. Bases 82 to 2061 code for a protein of 659 amino acids.
GUUAUUAAAUAGUCUUUAAUAUAUUUUUAUAAAUAUUUAUGAUAAUAAAGUUAUGAUGUGCUCGUAAAUAUUUCAGAUAAAAUGGGUCCGCCGAGAUUGUUGAAUCACAUGAGCAAUAUUCUAGAGAGCUUAGAAGAAUUUGACGCUAGUUCUAGGUUUACAGACCUAAGAAUAGUUUGUAUGGAUGGAGUUAUUCUUUCAUACAAGUUGUUACUGGGAGCGUGUAGUGAGAUGUUAAAACAUUGUCUUGAUGUUGAAUACGAGGGAGAAGAUGCUUGUAUUAUCCUUCCAACCCUGAACACAUGGGAAAUCAAGGUUUUCCAGUCUGCUUUACUGUGCCAUAAUGAAUCCCCAACUAAUAAAGAAUUGGAUGCAGUGCUCAAGGUGUUUGCCACUAUCGGAGGAAAUGUUGGACCGUAUGUUGAUGUUGAUCUUCAUACUCAAGACCCGGAACUAACCCUGGCGCCAGCCCUGAAUCUAGGUAGACCUGGAGCAAAACUGAACCUGGCUCCACCAGGAGUAGAACUAAACCUUGGCUCAGGUGGGACGGAUAUUGAUAUAUCUGAUCUCUCCAGUAUCUGCCUGCUCUCGGUAGAUCCUAAGUCUGAAACUGAGCAGGACCUGGAGAAGGAAGAGAGAAUAACUUUAAUAAUCCCGAGCUCACUUGAUGUAUUCCCAGUUUCUAAGAGAACAGAUAAGAUCCUGGACGAGGUAGAAGAACUAAAGCUCACUUCUGUGGAUGAAAAUCUUUACAAUAGAACUGAGAUUGAUAUUGAAGAUCUAAACCCUGCUCCGAGUCCUAAACCCAAACGGAAGUAUUCUUGUCCCUUCUGUGGGCGAGGUUUUGUGAACCUUGCUCCGUUUGAGAAACAUAUAGCUAUUCAUCAGGGAUCAGAGGGAGAGAAUCCUCUACCGGAGAAGGACCUGGAGCCGAAACCCAAAAUUGUGACAAGUUCUGAUUUUGUCUGUAACAUCUGUAACAAGAAGUUGACCUCCAGCAGUUCAUUAAAAACCCAUCUUGAUCUGCAUAACGGGGAGUUAAAUGUCGAGUGUGAGAUUUGCAAUAAAAGGUUUGUCAACAAAAGUACUUUAAAGAAUCACAUGAAGUCUCAUGAUGAAGAUACAAAUACACCCCGAUUUUUAUGUAAUAUAUGUGAAAAGAUAUUUUCUCAUCCGAGUAACUUAAAGAGACACAUUAAACAUGUUCACAUGGAUGACGAAAGUUCAAGAAAUCACGACUGUGAGCUGUGUGGCAAAAAGUUUAAAGAUAACGGAACUCUGAAAACACACAUGGCAAUCCACCAGGACACACGGAAAUUCCCGUGCACCAUGUGUAGUAAAUCCUUCGUUAAACGUAGUCAACUAAAAGCACACUUUAGAGUUCAUACUGGAGAUAAGCCGUUCACAUGUAACUUCUGUGUCAAAUCAUUCAAGACCGCUGCUCACUUAAAGUCCCAUAAGCUGAACCGUCAUGUUGGAAUUAAACUAAACAAGUCCCAUUUAUGCCAGGAGUGCGGUCAAGGAUUCGUCAAGGAGUAUGAUCUUCGGGUUCAUAUUCGACGACAUCGAAAUGAGAAACCGUUUAAAUGCCUUACAUGCGAGAAGAGUUUUCACGGAGAGCGACACUUCAUGGAGCACUCGCGGACCCAUACCGGAGAGAAACCUUAUCAGUGUGAGAAUUGCAAACGCUGCUUUGCGACAACUUCAGGACUGAGGCAGCAUUUCAAAUCCUACGCGAACUGUCGGUUGCAAGCAACAGAGGGAGCUUACUCUAAGUUCCCCCAAAAGAGAACUGAAUGGCAGAGGUUGGGCGGAAUUCAUAUAUCAGAGUUUAUCAUGUCGGAGAACUCCGAUCUUCAUAAUAUAGAGGAAUUUACAGUUGAAGAGCUGAAGGAUACUGAGGAGACUGUUGUUUAUAUAACCUCUGAUCUUGGCCUGGUUGGAGGAGGAAUGAUUGAACAGGAUCUAGAUGGACAAGUUAAUAUACAAUCUCUACCUAUAGAAAUAGAUACAGAGGGUGGAGAAGUGUUGAACCUGGUGGAAAUGACGGAAAAUCUUUGAAACUCUCCAAAGGCGAUUUUUCUUCCUUGUUCUCGACAAAUUGCUUAAUUUUUUAUGCCUGAUUUAUUCAGUAGCAAUUUAAAGAUAGUGUUUUCCAUGGGGAAAACGAAAUAUUUUUAUUGUUAGUUCUAUGCAGCUCAAGAAGAAACGAUUAAUCGUAUCCCUUUUUUUAAAGUAUUUUUUACUUCUACCUCUUUACCAAGAUAUUUUAUCAGCUUUAAAGCUGUAAUUUAUUUCAGAA